GCCUUCCUCGGAGGAUGGCGACAAGGUUCCUCGUCCUGCUCGGCCUUCUGGCCGCCGCCGCCUCACUCGCGGCCGGCGAGUGCGAGUCGGAUUACUUCCCGUGCAAGGACGGCAGCAAGUGCGUUAUUGGGGGCAACAGGUGCGACGGUGGCAGCGAGUGUGACGACGGCUCUGACGAGGAGGGCUGCGACGCACUCCCCACGGUGGCCCUGCCGGUGAACGCCUCGGUCACGGCCCGCGUGCAGUUCGCGGAGGACCACAGCAGCAUCGAGCUGCACCUCCUCGGCAGCCCGAACUGCAGCAAGGUGUGGCUGUGGGGCGAGGGGGACGACGGCACACUGAGAUACAUGGCAGUGAGAGGCUGCGACGGCUGCAGCUGGAGAUGCGGCAAACCUGUCAAGGAACACUGGAGAGGCCGCCGAUUCUUCCGCCCCGGCGAGGUGGUGCUGGAGGUGCAGCACCGGCCCGGGCAGCUCGCCGUGUGGCGGCAGGGCCGGCCGGACGACGUGGCGGAGGUCCCCGUGGAGGCGGACUACGGCACGCUCAGGGUCAGGCCUUUCAACUGGGCCACCGACAUGCCCGUGCAGUUUACUGGUGCUUCGAGGGGCACAGCACAACAGGGUCGUCCCCCAGCACAGCGAGUCAACCUCAGACCGUCCCCAUAGAAGAAGUGAACUUCGAUUCUGUUGCGGUGUGACACGACGCUGUCACGCCGCAGAGAAGGACUGCAAAGCAUCAUUUUCAUAAAAUAAAAUAUCACCUUUGUAUCGUA
This is a messenger RNA of Thrips palmi, 772 nucleotides long. Its product is annotated as low-density lipoprotein receptor-related protein 1-like. Bases 15 to 665 code for a protein of 216 amino acids. The transcript has 5 exons. The record is from RefSeq and is a predicted model, not a curated record. Gene Ontology annotation, molecular function: protein binding. NCBI's taxonomy places the organism in Eukaryota, Metazoa, Arthropoda, Insecta, Thysanoptera, Thripidae.